Messenger RNA from Manduca sexta (tobacco hornworm), 846 nucleotides. Its product is annotated as protein takeout. Lineage: Eukaryota; Metazoa; Arthropoda; Insecta; Lepidoptera; Sphingidae. The record is from RefSeq and is a predicted model, not a curated record. The coding region runs from base 24 to 710 and encodes 228 amino acids. The transcript has 5 exons.
GCUUCGAGAGUUGGGUGAUAAAUAUGGUUCGACUAAUAUUUUUUUUAUCCAUAGGCAUUUUGGCAAACGCGUAUGAUAAAUGCAAAGUCACCGAGGAGUCUUGCAUGGUCAAAUUAGCGAAUGACGUCUUCACUGAGAUCCUAUCUGGGAAUGACGAACUCGACCCUAUGAGACAUGAAAUCAUUGAAGGGAAUCUAUCAGGUCUGAAGUACAGCUUGACUGACACUUCUGUGACAGGAUUCAAGAACUGCAGAGUAGACGUUGCUAAAGGCGAUUUUGUAAAACUCAGUUUUGAUGUGACGCUGUUAUGUCCUGCAUUCCUAAUGAGAGGCAACUACAGUGCAAACGGACAAAUAAUAACUCUACCUGUCGAAGGGAGCGGGAAUUAUACAAUUCAAACCAAAAAGUAUCGCUUAGGAAUUAAAAUGGACGUAGAAAUGCAGCCGAAAGAUGGAAAAAGUUACUUACAUGUGAAGAGUUUCAGCGUGGAUCCGGAGCCGCUUGAACAAGUUGUGUUCAAAUUUGACAACUUGUUCAAUGGCAAUAAAGAAUUAGCCGAACCCGUUCUCAAAUUCGCAAAUGAAAACUGGAUGCAAGUCACCUCAGCAUUACAAAGUCCUGUGUUUCAAGCUGAUUUAAACAAAAUUAUAAAAGAAGCUAACAAACAUUUAAAGAAAGGUGCUUUAGAAGAGUACUUCAUACUUGAAUAAUAGGCAUAGCAAUGCCCAGAAUGUAUUAAUUUUAUUUAUUUAGCAUGAGACAUGGUAUUCUCUUUCUUAUUCUACAGCAGAGUUAAGGAAAAAACGAAAAGAAGGAGAAUACGUGGGAUUCAUAGGCUAAAAAUAU